Molecule: messenger RNA, 4908 nt
Organism: Coregonus clupeaformis (lake whitefish)
Lineage: Eukaryota; Metazoa; Chordata; Actinopteri; Salmoniformes; Salmonidae
Product: non-receptor tyrosine-protein kinase TYK2-like
Exons: 24
Coding region: 712-4227 (1171 amino acids)
Biological process (GO): intracellular signal transduction; cytokine-mediated signaling pathway; peptidyl-tyrosine phosphorylation
Cellular component (GO): membrane; cytoskeleton; cytosol
Molecular function (GO): ATP binding; cytokine receptor binding; non-membrane spanning protein tyrosine kinase activity
Source: RefSeq, a predicted model, not a curated record
AUUUGUGUGCUUUCAGUUGCUGGGGAACAUUGUUUCUCUUUUUUAUUCAAUAGUCUCACUACAGGUUCUGCAUGUAUAGGGAUAGGCACGGCAGGAUUUGAGUUCUUGAUGUGAUAGAAUUAUACAUAGUGCUGUAACGUGAUGGUAUGUAAUGCAUACUCUUUUGGUAUAGCCUAGUACCUGAGAUUGAAAUGGGAUCAUAUCAAAAUGUGACAUAUUUUGAAUUGCGGUGUACUGGCCCCUUACGACCUUUUUGCUAAUUGGUUUCUCCUUCACUUGACCAGCAGGUGUCGCCUCACAUCACCUUUUACGUUGAUGGGAGAAUCACUUUUAUUAGUAUUUGCUAUUAAAAAUAACACUGAUGUGGUGUACAUGAGUCAGUAUAGGGUGUUCUUGAAUUUUGAUUUAUUUGAAACAUUGUAAGAUCGUUUCACCUGUCUUCCAUUGCAUAAUAAUGCUAAGUGCAACAUCUAUCCCACAAGCCAACUGUAGUACAGCUGGUUCAAUGGGGGUGGCCAAACGUGGCUUUCAGUGUUUUCGUCUCGUAGCUGAUUUCUCUAUCUAUGCGCUUCACGGGAUUACGUGGGAGUAGGGGAAAUACGCAUUAGGAAAUCAUACGAAGACUGGACUUCGGUUCAACCUGCAUUGGGUUUUCUAACUACACGUUUUAGAGACGCAACUAAAUGGUGUAGUGACCCAGCCUGGUCCACGAUGUCUCGAAGUGGCCGCUCCAAGAGGACAAGGUCAUCCACAGGCCAGUGUGAGCCUCCUCAGGGACCAGGCUUCCAUGUCUAUCUGUUCUGGACCAAGGGAGGGGAGCGCUAUCUGACCCACACAGAGGGCAAGGUGACAGCCGAGGAGCUUUCUAUCUCUGCAGCACAGACUGUGGGUAUCACUCCACUGUGCCAUGUUCUGUUUUCCCUAUAUGACCCUGAAUCCCACUGCUGGUACAGUCCAAACCAUUUCUUCAACCCAGAAGAGAAGACAAGCCUGACACUCCAUUAUCGCAUGAGGUUUUACUUUCGGAAUUGGCAUGGGUUGAGUGAGAAGGAGCCGUCAGUGCUGCGAUAUGACCCACAGUCAGGGACAGGGCACGAGGGUUCACCUCUACUAGAAAUGCCCUCCCUGGAAUACCUCUUCUCCCAGGCAAAGUUUGAUUUUGUGAAUGAUGUCGUGCCGAUGGAGGAUGCUCAGGGAAAGGAAGAAUUGAGUCGCUUUAAGAAUGAGAGUCUGGGGAUGGCUGUGCUGCACCUCUCUCACCAGGCCCUGCACUCAGGCUGCACGCUACAGGAAGUGGCCAAGUCCGUCAGCUUCCUGCGCUGCAUUCCGAGAUCCUUCUCCAAACACAUAGCGAGGGACAACUUCCUGACCAAGAUCCGUAUCCGGCGUGUGUUUGCUGACUUUGUGAGGAACUUCCAGGAGCACACUGUGGACGUAGGACGCCUGGGCUCCCAGGAGGUCAUGUAUAAAUACCUGUCUACUCUGGAGCACCUAGCCCCCCACUUCGGCACUGAGACCUUCCUCGCGGCCCACCUGGAGCUGAGGCAGGAUGGGAGCGGCUCCUACCUCACCACCAGCCACGCCCACGGGGCCUCUGACCCUGAGAACUUUGGCCCUCAGGCCACGCAUGAAGUCAUGGUGUCUGGUACCAAGGGGAUUCAGUGGAGGAAGAUCACAGUGCAGAAGGCUCAGGCCAACAGUUACUUUGGGAAUGAUUACUUAGGGAAUCGGAAAAGUGUGAAGCAAUCGCUCCUCCAGCAAGAACCCAAAUCCUUCGACACAUGGACGUCUUUCUGCGACUUCCCUGAAAUCUCCCACAUCGCCAUCACUGGAGCCAACGUCAGCAUCAUUAAACAGGACAACUUCUCUAUGGAGGUUGAAAUGAUGUCCAGCCUGGAGGCUCUGUCUUUCGUCUCUCUCCUGGACGGGUACUUCCGGCUCACUGCAGACGCACACCACUACCUGUGUCACGAGGUGGCUCCGCCCAGAGUAGUGCUCAGUGCCACCAAUGGCCUCCAUGGACCAAUGAAUGAUGACUUUGUGCUGCAGAGACUGAGGAAGGAAGCAGUUGAAGAGGGAGCCUUUCUUGUGCGCUGGAGCGUCCUCGACUACCACCGCAUCAUAUUAGCUGUUCUAAACAAGAGUCAGAAUGGACAAGCUGCAAUCCACAAGCAGUUCAGGAUCCUGCAGAGGGGUUCAGUGUUUUCUCUGGAAGGCUGGGACCGAGAGUUCUCCACUGUCAAGGAGCUCACCGACAGCCUCAAGACCUUUGUGCUCAAGUCUGGCACAGACAAUUUCACUGUGAAGAAAUGCUGCCUACCCCGACCUGCAGAACUGUCCAACCUCUUGGUGAUGAGGCAGGGUGCGGACCAGUGUGUUCAGCCUGACUCUGUGGCCCUCUGUCUGACUCAGCUGAGGUUCCAUCAGAUCAAAGAAAAGGAGAUCACCCAGGAGCAGCAUCUGGGCCGUGGGACCAGGACCAACAUAUACUCGGGCAUUCUGUUGGUGUGGGGCGGAGCGGAGGAUGAGGAUGAGGAGGACAAGUGGAACAACAACCUUACUGAUUGCAAAGGGAUCCGAGUGGUUCUUAAGAUCUUGGACCAGAGCCACAAGGACAUAGCAUUAGCGUUCUUUGAAACAGCCAGUCUGAUGAGCCAAGUAUCUCACAGUCACCUGGUCUUUGUACACGGAGUGUCUGUCAAAGGAUCUGAGAACAUCAUGGUGGAGGAGUUUGUGGAGUUUGGGCCUCUGGAUGUGUUCCUGCGAAGGGAAAGGGCGCUGGUCACUCCUCAGUGGAAAUUUACUGUAGCCAAACAGCUGGCCAGUGCCUUGAGCUACCUUGAGACUAAACGACUGGUACAUGGUAACGUCUGUGCCAAAAACAUUCUGGUGGCUCGCCGUGGUCUGGAGCAGGGCACCUUUCCCUUCAUCAAGCUGAGCGAUCCAGGCAUCGCCCUCAACGUGCUGUCCAGAGAAGAGCGUGUCGAGCGAAUCCCAUGGAUCGCCCCGGAGUGUGUGCCAAGCGGUGCCCCCAUCGGCCGCGCUGCCGACCAGUGGAGCUUUGGUGCCACACUGCUGGAGAUCUGCAACAAUGGAGAUUUGCCCAUGAGUGGCAGCACACUCACUGAGAAAGAGCGUUUCUACGAGACGCGGAGUCGCCUCACCGAGCCCUCGUCACAGGAACUGGCCAGCUUCAUUAGCAUGUGUUUGACCUACGAACCCCGGGAGAGGCCGUCCUUCCGCACUGUGCUUCGAGAGCUCACUGAGCUACAGAUCAAGAAUCCUGACAUAUCCCCCCUGGAGUCUCUCCCGGACUUUGACCCGAACGUUUUCCUAAAACGCUACUUGAAAAAGAUCCGGGACUUAGGAGAGGGUCACUUUGGGAAGGUGAUGCUCUAUGUGUAUGACCCAGCCAACGACGGGACAGGGGACUAUGUGGCAGUGAAGGCCCUGAAGCAUGAGGGAGGCAGCCAUCUCCAUGAAGGCUGGAUGAAGGAGAUUGAGAUCCUCAAGUCUCUUUACCACAGCAACAUAGUCAAGUACAAAGGCUGCUGCUCUGAGCUGGGAGGGCAGAUGGUACAGCUGAUUAUGGAGUACCUACCCCUGGGCAGCCUCAGAGAGUACCUACUCAAACACCGCCUGGGCGUGGCUCACAGCCUCCUCUUUGCACAGCAGAUCUGCCAGGGGAUGGAUUACCUGCACUCCAGGCGAUACAUCCACCGGGACUUGGCUGCCCGGAACGUACUGGUGGAAAAUGAGCAUCUGGUGAAGAUUGGGGACUUUGGCUUGACCAAAUACAUCCCAGAGGGAGAUGUUUACUACCGUGUGCGUGAGGAUGGAGACAGCCCUGUGUACUGGUAUGCGAUUGAGUGUCUGAAGGAGAGCAAGUUUUCCUUCUCUUCAGACAUUUGGUCCUUUGGCGUGACACUCUAUGAGGUCCUGACCCACUGUGACAAUCGUCAGAGCCCUCCAGCGAAGUUCAUUCAGAUGAUGGGGAAUGUGCAGGGUCAGAUGACGGUGAUGGUGCUGAUCAAGCUGCUGGAGAAACACAAUAGGUUGCCCUGCCCCCGAGACUGUCCUCCUGAGGUGCACAUGUUGAUGCAGCAGUGUUGGGACUUUGACCCCGCGAGAAGGCCAUCUUUCAAAUCCCUCAUUGAGACCAUUGAAGCGAUUCGCAAGACAUAUGAACGGCAACCCAAUGUGCAGCUGGCCCAAAUUAGCCAAUGAUAACCUUACUUUUCCACAGGCCAGCUGGCCUUACUCCUGUAUACCUCAGCACUUUGCUACAUAACUCUACUCUAGAGUCUACACCACACCCUGCAUUCUUCUCUACACCACAGUGCCCUCUGUCUGUUUUGAAGGAAUAUACUACUCUAUGUAUUAAUAAAUGAGAACUCAGAUUUUUAGUCAUUCUCAUCCAUUCAUUCAUAUAGAUGACCCCUUAGUGAUGGCACAAACCUUGUCUUAUGUUGAUGCGACAGAUUAUUAUUUUUUAGGUGUGAAAUUCCCUGAAUGGCAGCCAUAGUGCUGUCUCGGGAGUAGAAACGGGUCAAUGUUCCAUGACUGAUCCAAUUAGGUUCUACAUUUUAGCCAGAGUUGGAGGAUCCCAUUCAUAUAAAAUAUUUACUAUCCAGAACAGGAGAGGCGCUGUCAUUCCACAUGAUUUGUCAUUCAUAAUGUUCAUAUGAUUAAUAUAACACUGCAUUUGAGGCAUGUAUAUUACCAACAGUUUCUUUAUUUCUUUAUUGGUGUAAAUAUAAAACAUGUAUUGUUUUUUAUUGUAUCAUAUCAUGUCUUUCCUUAUGUUUGUAUGUAUUAAAUGCUUGAGUGGGUGAAUGCUGAAAAUUAAGCAUCUGUAUCACUCCGAUCAAUGACUGUUUAAUAAAUUUGACCAAAGCCCAAAAAAUG